Messenger RNA from Anastrepha ludens (Mexican fruit fly), 5124 nucleotides. RefSeq lists its product as uncharacterized. The transcript is spliced from 4 exons. The record is from RefSeq and is a predicted model, not a curated record. NCBI's taxonomy places the organism in Eukaryota, Metazoa, Arthropoda, Insecta, Diptera, Tephritidae. Bases 1 to 5124 code for a protein of 1707 amino acids. Gene Ontology annotation, molecular function: nucleic acid binding. Gene Ontology annotation, biological process: DNA integration.
AUGGAAGCGGUGUAUCGGUCUACGUGCCGAGCACAAGUCACUAAAUUGUGCAACAGCGUAAGCGAAUAUUUUAAAUCGUUUAAAAAUGCUAAAUUGGCAGACCAUAGCGAUCCAUCAAGUGUCGAGUCCGAGCUGAUUGUUUUAUUAGAAAGGCUCAAAAACGCGCAUUCAAAUCUAAAAGCUGCAGAUGAAGCCAUGAAAGUCUUUGUCAAACAAGACGAUUUUGCGAAGGAAUGCGAUACCAUAAUUGAAUACGAUGAUAAGGCGGUAACCACUUUAGCUCAGUUGGAGCAUUUUAUUCGGGUUAAUUUCAAAACACGUGCUGAAGCAUCAAAUAACUCCUAUGAAGGCGCAGGGCAGGAUGUAGCGACAGAGGGAAAUAGUGGCUAUAGUGCGUUAGUAGGCAAGGCCGCUGCUUCCAUAGCCGGUUUUACACCCACCGAAAAGUGUUACAGCGAAGCCAUAUUUCUCUUGCAAGAAGAAUAUGGAAACAAUGAAAAAAUCGUGGAGAAAUUUGUUCAGAAAUUAAUGAAUAUUAGAACGGUGCAGUCAACAGCAGAUAUAUAUGGAUUACGGCAACUGUACAACGAAGUUACUUCGACUAUGCGAUCGCUUGUAGCAUUUCACAUAUCAUCGGCUCAGUACGAUAUAAUGGUAAAAUCAAUUUUGUUGAAAUCUAUACCAACAACAUUGCGUGUGCAAUUUUACCGUUCAUUUGAAAGGAACGCAGCUUGCAGUACAAUACUAAAUUCCAGCAUUGAUACAGUUAAGGAGAGCACAAGUAACGGAACAGAAAAUGAUCAGCUAAAUAAACUUCUGAAAUUUUUAAAGACCGAAAUAGAAGCCUUAGAAAAGGCGCAAAUGUCUGAGCGAGACAAAAAAUUUAAUGUGAAGGAAAGAAGAGAAACACGGUUUCGAGAAGGAGGUACUGCAGCGGGACUCUUCGUAGGCAACAGGCAGAACUAUCAAUGUGUUAUUUGCAAAACAAAUACGCAUACCACGAAAAGCUGUAAGAGCGACCUACCUGUCGAAGAGAAGAAGCUUAUAUUGAGAAGAGAGGGUAGAUGCUUUCGAUGUACAAACCGUAACCAUAAUUCCAAAUAUUGUAAUGCACAAUGGGUGAAAUGCGACAGAUGUAGUGGUAGACAUAUAUCAGCAAUGUGCGAGCGACAACAACGAAAUGACAAAGAGCGAAAUGAGAAACAACCAAAAAGUAAAUAUAACGGGGAGUCUACAGAAAUAACGAAUGCAGCGGACGCAACAACAUUAAACGCAAUUGAAUUAAAAGAGACUGGUAUUUUUCUCCAAACUGCAAAAGCAAUAAUUAGCGAAGUGAAUAGUGGUCAUAGCGUAAUGUCCAGAAUUAUUAUGGAUAAUGGAAGUCAAAGAACCUAUAUAAGCGAAAAAUUGGCGGAGGUGCUUAAGCUUCCCACCAGUGGUUUUGAGAACGUUCAAAUUAUUGCAUUUGGUGACAAAAAAGCAAAAAGGGCAACUCAAUUGAAAAGUGUAGAAAUUUCAUUACGGAGCCGAUAUAAUGAUAAAGUGCAAAAAAUAAAAGCGAUUGUUGUACCUACUAUCUGUGCUAACAUUUUGCCAGUGCCCAAAUUUAAAAACAAGCAGUUUAGAAACAUCAAAAUAGAAUUAGCAGAUUGUGAAAUAGGCAAGGAGAAAUUAGUUGACGGCAUUAAUGUUUUGAUUGGGCAAGACUAUUACUGGAUAUUUAACUACGGUGAAAUUGAACGGCUACAAGAAAAUUUAGUUGCCAUAAAAACAUUCUUCGGAUGGACUAUUCAAGGAAGUUGUGGUGAGAAAUGUAAUACAGUAGCGUGCAAUUGUGUAGCGAGUGUAGAAAGGUCAAGUGAAGAAUAUUUUGAUAUUGAAAAAUUUUGGAGUUUAGAGUCUAUUGGCAUCAAGAGCUGUCAACUACAACAGAGUAAUCCCUUAGAAGGAACAGUGUUUAAAAUCAGUGAAGUGAAUGGCCGUUACGUAGUGUUUUUGCCUUGGAAAAAUUUAAACGAAAAAUUGAAUAGUAAUAAAGAAAUCGCAGAACAGAGAUUGUACAGUUUAACAAAUAAAUUGUUAAGGGACAAUAAUAAACUCAUUGAAUAUGAUAUAGCGCUUAGGGAUUUAAUACAAAACGGCAUAGCGGAACAGGUAAACGACUCAAACAGUGAAAUAGUGUACUAUAUGCCCCACAAACCGGUUUAUCGUGACGACAAAAUCACUACAAAAACGCGAAUAGUUUUUAACGCAUCUUCUAGCGAACCAGGUGUCUUAUCUUUAAAUGAUCACUUGAAUGCGGGUGACAAUCUCGUAGCAGAUUUGCUGAAAACUCUUUUAAGAUUCCGUUCACAUAAAAUAGCGAUAACUGCGGACAUUGAAAAGGCUUUUCUUCAGAUCGAGGUCCCGGAAAAUGAUCGAGACGCACUCCGAUUUUUAUGGUACGAGCGUACCCCAAUGUGUAAAAUUCGACUGCCAAAAAUCGUUGAAUACCGUAUGACCAGGGUAACGUUUGGUGUAACCUCCAGUCCGUUUUUGCUGGCAGCUACACUUCGUCAUCAUUUAAACAGUUCUCAGCAGGAGUAUGGAGUUAUUUGCGAUAAACUAAAACAAUGCUUUUAUGUAGACGACUUAGUGAUAAGCGAGCGAAGUUUAGAGGAAGCGAAGUUAAUGUAUUUAAAAUCAAAAGAAAUUAUGGCCAAAGCAAGGUUUAAUCUUCGGAAAUGGAACACAAAUGAUCCUGAGCUUAGCGCAUUUUUCCUGACUUAUAACAACGAACAAGCAAUUAGCCAAAAGGUACUUGGCAUAAAUUGGACUACAGCGAACGAUGAGAUUAGCGUCAGCAUUGAGAGCAUUAGCGAGUAUUUGAUGAAUUUGAGACCAACGAAAAGGAAUGUCAUGAAAGCUAUGGCGAAAAUUUAUGACCCUUUGGGAAUGCUAGGCCCAUUUACUGUUCGAAUAAAACUCAUUCUUCAAAAUAUUUGGAAAGAGAACUUGGAAUGGGACGAAGCUCUAAGUGGUGAUAAUAUGAAUGAUUUUCAACACUGGCAAGAAGAAAGAAAAGCUCUGCAUAACUUUAACAUGAGACGAUGUUUAGCAACAGAAAGUGACUCUCAAUACGAAGUUCACAUAUUUGCCGACGCCAGUCCGAAAGCGUAUGGUGCUGUUGCCUACGUGCGCCAACUAACAGCGGCCGGUAUCAUUACAACAAAUUUCAUUUGUUCUAAGAACAGAGUAAGCCCGAUGGAGAAAAGUAAAAAACAGAGUGAACUGACAUUGCCUAAGUUAGAAUUAACAGCAGCGUUAACAGCAGCGAGAUUAAAAAUAUUUUUAGUAGAUGCACUCGACUUCGAAGUGCACAGCGUCACCUUAUGGAGCGAUUCAGCGAUAGCUCUCAACUGGAUUAAUGGGCAAGGAAGACAAAUACCCUAUGUAAAAGCGAGAGUUAGCGAGAUAAAUAACAUAACGAACAUUCAUGAUUGGAAGCAUUGCCGGGGCAGAAAUAAUCCAGCGGACCUCCUUACCAGAGGUAUAAAAGCAAAAGCAUUAGUGGAAUCAGAUCUGUGGAAGUUUGGCCCUGAAUGGUUAGUUGAAGGGGAGUUGCAUUGGCCUUCGGAGUAUAUUUUAGAAAAAUCAACGAGCCUGGUCGCCGAAUCUACAGACAACAAUAAGGGAAGCAUUAUCGAAACUGUUAUUAAACUUGAAAAUUACAGUGAGUUGAAGCGGCUUUUGCGAGUUACAGCGUUUGUUUUCCGAUUUGUUAAAAAUGUUAAACAUAGCGUAAUAAAUAAAAGAAAACACUUAUCAGAACCGUUCAGCGUAAUUAACGAAAUAACUGCGCACGAGUUAAGCAAAGCAGAGUCAUAUUGGAUCAGAUAUGUGCAACGAAAUUAUUAUAAUAGAGAAGUUGUUGCUUUAGAAAGUCAGCGUUCAAUACCUGCUGAUUCAAAAAUUUUGUUGUUGAAUCCAGUUUUAGUCGAUGGUAUUUUGAGGCUUACUAGCAGGUUACCACCUGAGUUGUACGGUAAUUAUAAUCCAAUAAUACUACCAAAACGUUCACAUUUAAGCAGUUUACUUGUUUGGGAAGCGCAUAAGCAAACGAUGCAUGGAGGCAUAAACACGGUCUUAGCUCAUUUACGACAAAAAUUUUGGUUAGUACAAGCGCGUCAGCUCAUAAAAUCUUGCCUCCAUAAAUGUGUUAUCUGCAGACGGCUACGUGGAAAAAGUGCGUCCGAGAAGUGGACAGAAUUGCCACGCGAACGAGUGGAAACAAACAGACCAUUUAAGACUAUUGGAGUCGACUUUGCUGGGCCACUAUAUGUUAAAGAAGAGACUGAAGGCGAUAGGCGAAAAGUUUACAUCAUGCUAAUAACGUGUGCUGCAUUUAGAGCAGUUCAUUUAGAACUCGUCGGAGACUUGACAACUAACAGCUGUAUAAAUGCAUUACGGCGGUUUAUAGCGAGACGUGGUGCACCAGCAACUAUAAUGUCAGAUAAUGCCAAGACAUUUAAACGAGCGGAUUUUGAAUUAAGAAAACUAAACGAUCUUUUGAAUAAUAGCGAGGUUCAGCGGUUAGUAGCGCAUGAAAGCAUAAACUGGAAGUUUAUACCUGAAAGAGCAGCGUGGUGGGGCGGUUUUUGGGAACGCCUAAUAAAGAUUGUUAAAGAUUGUCUGAAGGCGGCCAUAGGAAAAGCGAAUUUGUCCGAAGACGAAUUGACAACACUACUAACUGAAGUGGAAGAUUACAAAAGCGAUGGCUCAUCCUUGGCGAAGUCGUGGCAGCAGCGACAAGCUAUAAUAAAGAGUUGUUUAAUGGGUGACGCGUUAAAAAUCAUAUGUGGGUUUAAAAUAUGUGAUGUUAAUUAUGAAGAUGCUUGGGACCUACUAAAAUCGCGUUAUAAGGUCGUCCGCGUUAUAGUUGCAGGACAUUUUAGAGCUAUGGCCAACGUAAAGAGGGCAGCUAGUGGUACCGCCGACACAAUUAAGGGAGUGAUCGACGCCUUCCAGCAACAUAUACGCGAGCCUAAGGCUUUGGGACGCCCAGUGGAAUUUUGGGACGAUUGGCUAGUGUACGAACUACUCAAUAAAUUAGACUUCGAGACACGAAAGCAAUGGGAGCUAUAA